Molecule: messenger RNA, 2529 nt
Organism: Cavia porcellus (domestic guinea pig)
Lineage: Eukaryota; Metazoa; Chordata; Mammalia; Rodentia; Caviidae
Gene: Ushbp1
Product: USH1 protein network component harmonin binding protein 1
Exons: 12
Coding region: 404-2482 (692 amino acids)
Biological process (GO): negative regulation of canonical Wnt signaling pathway
Cellular component (GO): cytoplasm
Source: RefSeq, a predicted model, not a curated record
CCCCAACCAGCCCUGGUGGCCCAGGCCUACAUGGGUAGUGGACAGUGACCUGAGAGCCCAAGCUGUGGCCACAGUGCCCCAGGGAGCAGAGAGGUACAGAGAGCGGAGGGGCUGAGCUGUAAGGCCAAGACGCAGGGGCAGCACUUUGGGAUCAGGGGACCCUGGGGAAGAGAGGGCCCCAGAGGUCCCCACCCCAUGCCUAGGUAAAGGAGAAAGGGAAGCUCAGAAGUCUAGGAGGCAGAGAAGAACACUGCAGUCAGGGUGAAUCUGACAGACAGUGAUCUGCCUAUCCAAGAAGGCAUCCAAGUGAGCAGCAGCCAUAGGAGUCAGGGAAGAUCCCUUCUGCAGGAAGAGCCAGCGCCCGCUUGCCCAGAGGGAAGACCAAGGCUGUCCUUUGCCCUGAAUGACAAAAACAGGCACUGAGGGCAAGCUGUGUCUUCAGGGCAGGAAGCUGGAGGAAUCAGCCCAGAUUUCCACAGCAAUGAGUGCCCGGGCUAUGCGACCCCGGAGCCGGCGUGGGAGGCACACUCUGCCGGGUGAACUGGACCCCGUGGCCGAGAGUUCUGAGGAAGGCGAGGUGGCUGGAGGGAGCUCGGGGCCCGGCAUUGUGCCCACACCUGGGAGCUCUGGACUGCAGUGGCUGGGGCCUGUGGGGGAGCUGGGUAGCCAUGACCCAGGGAACAGGGCCAACAAAGAGGCCGAGGAGGACGGGGAUAGGUCGCCAGCCUCUGCCCCAGAGGGCCCCCAGCUGUCCACAGGGGACGCGCACCAGGACCUGGAGGAGGUGGCCCUACAAGAUGAGGGUGCUGUCACUCCUGGGCAUGGAGAGUCUGAUGUGUUCCAGGCCCUGCAGCGCGCCCUGGACUCCCUGGAAGCCACAGCUGCUGCCUGGCGCCCAAGGCCCCUGAGUGGGCCUGGGCCUGGGGAGGUGGCAGGCGGGGUGGAGGGGACACCAGGGCCCGGGCAGGAGGCAGCCCGCUUGGCCGAAAAGAAUACCUGGCUGCAGCUGGCACUGGACACCCGGGAGGAUGAGCUGGCACAGGUGCGGGCCCAGAGUGAUGCGCUGCAAAGGGAGGUCCAGGAGCUGCAGGAUUCCCUGCAGAGGCUGCAGUCCACCUCACCUUCCCACCACAGCAGCACGGGUCGAGAUGUGUAUGGCGAUGCUGGAAGCUCUGGGGCUAAUGGGGUAGCCCGGGGGCUGCAGGGCCCUUCUUCUGCUCACCCCCUGCUCCGGCGCCUGCACAGCGAUCCCAGCGUCCACUCCCUCCGGCCUCCUCACCUGUGGCCCCAGGGCCCUGACACAAACACCCUGGAGCAGCAGGAGGAGCGGCUCCGGGGGAGCGUGGAGAAACUCAAGGGCUUCAACCGUCUGCUGCUGGCUGCGCUGCGGGGCGCCAAGGGCCGCUGCGAGGCGCUGAGCUUGCAGCUGAGCUGGCGCGAGUCCCAGGCCACCGCUCUGCGCCUGGCCCUGCAGUACAGCGAGGACCACGAGGAGGCCCUGGGCACCCUGCUCGGCCUGCGGGAGGCGCUCACUGCAGCCCCCGGGGGCGGCCUGCAGGUGGUGCAGGAGGAGGCGCGAAGGCUGAUGGCCCGGGAGGAGGCUCCGAAGCCCAGCUCCGGAGGCUGCAGCAAGGUUGCUACUACUCCACAGGAAGUGGCUGCUCAGCUUCAUGGCUAUGUGCAACGUCUCCGGGAGCGACGGGCCCUGGUGAAGGUUCCACCUGAGCCGGGUCCCACCUCUGCUCCCAAGCCAACCGCAGCCCAUGCAGAAGCCAUGGUACAGGCCAUUCUGGAGGCUCAGCCUGGCCCGGCCCUGCCCAGGCUGAAGAAGACACAAAUCCAACAGGACCUGGUGACCACACGGGAGACGCUUGCAGACCUGGUGCUGCAGCUGCAGCUGGCGAGGCGCGAGAAGAGGGGCCUGGAGCUGCGGGAGGCGGCCCUGCGCGCCCAGGCGCCUGCGCUGAGACUGCUGCUGGGCCAGCUGCGCUGGGAGAAGGCGCAGCUCGAGGCCGGGGACAACAGCGGCGGGGACAGCAGCGUGGGCGACAGCAGCGAGGAUGAGGAUGCAUGGCCCCAGGGCCUGGCCAUUGGCAGGGACAGAGGCCUGGGAUGCAGAGCGUGGGACCAGGAGCAGCUGACCCAAGACCUGGCAUCAUCCCUCAGCCGUGCCCAGGCCCUUCAGGAGCAGCUGCGGUCCCUCAGGGCACAGCUUGAGCAGGUGGCCCAGCAAGGCCGAGCAGGCCGGGCCCAGAGUGCUGAGCUGAGUGGUGACCUCUGCAGAACUAACAGUGCCCUGGUACUGGGCUUCCGGGGAGCCCACCGGAAACAAGAGGAGCAGCGCCGGAAGCUGGAGAAGCAGAUGACCCAGAUGGAAACCCGGCAGGCUGAGGAGCUGGCCAGGUUGGAAGCCAUGGCUGGAGCAUUGAGAAGACCCCAGCUGCACUCUCCACCACCACCGCUGGGGGAGACCCUUCUGUAGCUGGUGUCAUAAAGCAUCCUCCAGCAACACUGUUGUGCAAGGAGCAA